GCUGUGAGAAGUUUGUUUUCCGUUCGCAUUUGGAUUUUGUAACCCGACUAGCGGCAGCAGGUUGCUGUCAAAUUGGAGAGAAAAAUCCCUAAAAAUAAUUGAAUUAAAUCACUUGAAAUAUAUUACAAUUAACGUGAGUGCAAGAAUCCAGGAAAAGCCAAGCAAACAUUCGUCCGUACGACCGCAAACACAACGCAAACAUCUACGCUUCUCAGUUCCGCUACGCAGCAAACAUUUAAUUCGAAUGCCAAAAUAAAAACAAACAUGGUGCCAAUCAGCGUUGAAAAAUGUUUAUUAAAUGUGUUUUUAGAAGUUAAACGUAGGGAAUAAUUAUUACAGCACACAGAUUACAGUGAGUCAAAAUCAACGCAAAAGUGAUUCCAGCCAAAAAUAUAACAACCAAAACCUGAAAACCAAGCAAAACAAUAAACCAACUUCAUACAGACAGCGCAAAUCAACCAAAGAAACUCAGAAUACAUAAUCAAUCAAUAACCUUGAGACAAUCCAUCACCGCAAGGUUGUAAAGUUAACUUCCAAAACCCAUUCAAGACCAGACUCCAUUGAAAGGUCAAGAAUUAAUAGAGUUGCUGCAUGGGGAACAGUCUGAUAACGAGUGGAAAACCGAGUCAGCGCCGCGAAAAGAGGCUUUUUGAGAGGCUGAGCUGCAGCUACGCUCAGGCUCCCAAUAGAAUGGAGUUGAAUAUGAAUCCCCUGCUGGCUUUGGCCCGCUCCAUUGCGGCGCCACCUACACCGCCACCAACCCCCGAAAAACCGGGUUCCGAAAAGGAGGAGGUGCCGAAAAAGGCGCCCAUCGAAGAGCUGCCCAAUGAGAUGUGGCUGGAGAUCAUGUCCUACCUGUCCUACAACGAUCUGCAGCAGUUGCGCAUGGUGUCCUGGCGAUGUCGGGAUCUGGUCCACCGACGGCGCUUCAUGGAGAAGGGCAAGGUGAUAGUGACGCAACACAACUUGGAGGCGAUCCACAAGCACGCGAAGGGCGGCAACUGCUACUUGAGCUUCGAGCGGAUCGAGCUGCGGAACCUCCGCCAGUGCUGCCAGUUGGAUAACUUUCUGCGGCUCGUGGGCCACGAGGUGAAGCACCUCCAGGUGCGCCACGCUCCCGUAUUCCGCAAUCUGGACGGCAAGCUGCCCAACCUGAAGGUUCUCACGAUUGCCACCACCAGUUCCAUGGAUGACCAGCACUUGAAGUCGGUGGAUGGGCUGGAUAUGAAGCAGUUUGCCCACUUGGUGGGAUUCGAGUGCGAUGGCGUGAGCCUGGACUCCUCGUUGAAGCUGCUCAUGUUGCUGCAGUUGCGACGGUCGGAGAACAAGGUGCACCUGCGGCAUCUGCAGUUCGAGUUCCGAAGGAACAACGAGAGUGCUCUGCUGGAUGUCCUGCGGGAUCAUGCGGACACCUUGGUCUGCGUGGACAUCUUCUUCAGCUGCUCGCCGGGCAUCGAUACGCGGGAGUGGUGCCAGGCCUUCGAAACGAUGCACAAUCUGCGCACCCUCAAGCUCUCCGGGAAUUGCCAUCUGGUUCUGCUGGAAGCCGUCUUGAGAGCUGUUCCGCAGUCAGCACCCAUUCGCCAGUUGGAUUUGACCGGAAUGCUAUCGCUCACCAACGAACUACUGCUCUAUAUAGCCGACAAAUGGCAGAACACCUUGAAGGUGCUGGAUCUUAUGUUUUGCGUCCAACUGAACUCGAACUGUAUUGAUGCACUGCGUCAGCUGAGUGGUCAGUUGGAGGCGUUGACCAUGGCCUACUGCAGGGAGUUGACCGGCAUGGGAUUGGUUCAGGGGCUGGCUGGGAAUAUGAACUACACUCUGCAGGAGCUGCAUCUUGAGGAGACCAUAUUCUUAGACGAGAACUCCAUGUGCCAGCUGCUGGAGAGGUUGCCCAACCUGCGAAGGCUCAGCUUGGAUAAUUGCCGCCAAGCGGUAACCGAUCGCACCAUGGCCACCAUUUGCAGGUACCAAACAAGGCUGAGGAACCUCAACAUCGAUUACUGCGUGAAGAUCACCGAUCAGGGUUUAAUGGGAUAUGGCGAGACUCCCUAUCCCAUCAGUAGGCUACGCGGACUAAAGGAGUUGAAUCUUCGGGGCUGUCGCAACAUCACAGAUCGUGCGUUAAAACAUGGCCUAAAGUUGCCGGAACUGCGAGCCCUUUCCUUGGGUUAUUGCUCACGACUUACACCAGCGGGUUUUGAGGCGGUGACCCAAAACUGUCCAUCUCUGGAAGCUCUCUGUGUGUCCAGCUGCAUGACCAUGGACGACGAGACUGUGAGGAUCAUUGUGAGCGGCCUGAAGCGACUGAGGAUCCUCAACUUGAGCAACUGCGCCAAGCUGACGCUGCAAUCGAUCCACUACAUCCUGGCGCAUGCACACAAUCUCGUGGAGCUGAUCGCCUGCUCCAUCGACGGACUGGACCACGAGCAGGCGCAGCGCAUCCUGGAGGCGCAGAGGCCGCAAAUGAAGCAGGUGCUGCUAUAGCAGGAGAGGUACAUCCACUGACGGAGCCGCAACACUCCGCCAAACGGUUGGGGGCGGCAGGAGGAGGACGACGACGACGAGACCGAGAUUAUCGAGAUCGUGGUUUAGGCGGCGAUCCUCUCGCUUUCAUUUAGGUGAAGCUUAUUAAGCGUAUAACGUACAUUGAUUUAUACCUACGAAAAUUACUCUUAGCCCUGCAAAUUGAGGGAAAAAACUUUAGAGGUGAUACUUAGAUUUGUUUUAAGACCCCAUUCGACUCGUACUUUAAGAUCCGCCAGCAAAGAAGCCAAAUAUCAAAGUACAAGCAUACCUCCCACCCAAACCCAUCUGAACAUUUCAGUGAUCAACUAAUUAACGAGCACAACUAAAGCUAUAUAUUCGUACUAUGGCCACCACAAUGUUUAGUUUUAGAAGAUCAAGCAAUAACAACUAACAAAGACUUUAUUUUAAACUAACUUAUAUUUAAUCUAAUGCCAUAAUUAUCAGUCCAAUGAGCUUGCAUUUCCAUAUAUAACUUAACUUUUAAUAGGGUUUGGGAACGAAUCAAUAUUUCUGCAACCAAACAAUACUUCUACAAAUAAUACUUUAGGUGUUGUUCAAGUCAAUAUAUUAAUCAGAGUGUGUCUAUUUCAAGUGAAUACGGUUGAACAAAACCAUUCGAGGAACGAGUUUGCGAAAAGAGGCUGUUAGAAUAAGUCGAUGUUCAAAUAUAACUAACCAUUAUCUGAUAUAUUUUAAUCCAUAGGCGUAAGAUCAAUUUUGAGAAAAGUUUUAAAUGAAGUAGUCGGAUACAGAUAGAAGGGAAGCCAGACUUUCCCGGUAAGAGAGAGCGGAAAUUUUGGAAUAUAUUCUUUUGAAGAACUUUACUUUACUUAAUCAACUUUUAAACAUUUACUAAAUGUUGCAUGUGUUAUAAGCUAAUCGAAAUGAAAACGAUAUAAAAUUCCUGUGAGGGGAAAAUUUUAGAAAGUGUGCUACAUAUAAAUGAUAUUCAACUUCUUUUGAAGAAACCUAAUAAACACGAAAUACUUAAAAGAAUA
Messenger RNA from Drosophila ficusphila, 3527 nucleotides. RefSeq names its product dynein regulatory complex subunit 6. The transcript has 3 exons. Gene Ontology annotation, biological process: SCF-dependent proteasomal ubiquitin-dependent protein catabolic process. The coding region runs from base 592 to 2487 and encodes 631 amino acids. Lineage: Eukaryota; Metazoa; Arthropoda; Insecta; Diptera; Drosophilidae. Gene Ontology annotation, molecular function: protein binding. Gene Ontology annotation, cellular component: SCF ubiquitin ligase complex. The record is from RefSeq and is a predicted model, not a curated record.